GGUCAUUCAUUAGUUAUAUUUAAAUAUUCUGAAACCUAAUAAAUAAUGCCAAAUAAUAUGGCAACAAAAAAUUAUAUUUUUUGUGCAAUUCUAUUUUUGGUCGUUCCACACACAACUCAGUCCAAACCAAAUGAUAGCCCUUUUGGUUUCCUAAAGAGCUUAGAAGGAUGCAUGAAGGGCCAAAAUGUGGAUGGCCUUCACCAUCUUAAACGGUACCUUGCAAAAUUCGGGUACCUCGAAAAUCAUACCAUGACUAUCAACAACGAAGAUGAUCAAUUAUUCGACGAGAGACUCGAGGAAGCGAUCAAAACCUACCAGCACAAUUACGGGUUAAAUGUCACAGGACAUUUGGAUGCUACCACGGUGCAACAAAUGAUGAAACCUCGAUGUGGCGUACCGGACUUUAUCGAAGGCAAGAAUACAAUGCGAAAGAAAGACAAGACAUCCUUGUAUACAAAUCAAGGGGUAGCAUGGCCAUCCUCAGAGUACAAACUAACGUUCCAAAUCCAGUCAGGAACCCUAGUCCCCGGAGCCGAAAACAUGAGAUCCAUAGUAGUUGAUCAGUUGAGUAAAUGGGAACAAUAUAGUCCCUUUACUUUUGAGGAAGUGGGUGAGGGAAACCAAUCCGAUUUAGUAUUCGGGUUUGCGGUUGGCGAUCAUGGGGAUAGGUACCCUUUCGACGGCCCUGGUGGAGUAGUAGGUCAUUCUUUUUAUCCAACUGGUGGGGUUUCACAUUAUGAUGCAACUGAGGAUUGGAGUGACGACCCUGGAAUAAAUCAAGUCGAUCUUAACACCGUUGUGCUUCAUGAAAUCGGUCAUCUUCUCGGCCUUAGCCAUACUCAGGAUCAGAGUGCUGUGAUGUUUGCCAUUGUUGAUCGAGGGGUGAAAAAAAGAGAGCUCCAACAGGAUGAUGUUUUAGGUAUUCAGGCCAUAUAUGGGAAGGCAUAACAACACAAUUUGGUGUUAUUGUUACGUAAGUUAAUUAGAGUGCCAUGAUAUGAUCAAUCAUCAAUGCCGCAUGCAUUAUUAUAGUAUUCAAUUAUUUAAUCAAAUUUCUUAAAUUGUUGUACGUACAAAAUGAGGUUAUGGCCUACUUGUAUACAAGUAUUCCACCUUGCAAUUCAAUGUACUUCUCUA
Messenger RNA from Spinacia oleracea (spinach), 1137 nucleotides. RefSeq names its product metalloendoproteinase 5-MMP. Gene Ontology annotation, cellular component: extracellular matrix. The record is from RefSeq and is a predicted model, not a curated record. Gene Ontology annotation, molecular function: metalloendopeptidase activity; zinc ion binding. Gene Ontology annotation, biological process: extracellular matrix organization; collagen catabolic process; proteolysis. Lineage: Eukaryota; Viridiplantae; Streptophyta; Magnoliopsida; Caryophyllales; Amaranthaceae. The transcript is spliced from 2 exons. The coding region runs from base 46 to 948 and encodes 300 amino acids.